AUGUGUCAUAUUGCGCGAUUCAAUACACCUCCGAGGAUGAACAUAGUCUGGAAAUGGCAUAGCAGAUACGCUAGAAGAAAUGAAUAUGCAUCGACCGCUGCAGAUGACCAUUUCUUCGUUCCAAAUACAAACCGGUUCCACACAUCAAUUACACUACAUAGGAGAUUCGAGGGCUCAAAAUCGCUUUUCAGUCGCUCUCAUGCUGUUGAGUCAACUAUCGGAAUUCUAGGAAGGCAAGGCAAGCAAAGCAAAGCAUUUCAACAAAGGAGAAGGGAUCGAAUCGAUCAAGACGCAAACAAGAAACUCACCACCAUGGUUCAAUCAUUCAUGGACCUUCUACUCUUCGAUCACGAUAACUCACCAAGCUCCUCCAGAGCUUUCCAGCGAAAGGGCCAUAAAUCUUCCCUUUCCCGAUUCAGACGUUGA
Botrytis byssoidea is the source of this 426-nucleotide messenger RNA. RefSeq lists its product as uncharacterized. Lineage: Eukaryota; Fungi; Ascomycota; Leotiomycetes; Helotiales; Sclerotiniaceae. The coding region runs from base 1 to 426 and encodes 141 amino acids. The record is from RefSeq and is a predicted model, not a curated record. The transcript has 3 exons.